Messenger RNA from Linum trigynum, 1293 nucleotides. The record is from the annotation of a GenBank genome assembly. Lineage: Eukaryota; Viridiplantae; Streptophyta; Magnoliopsida; Malpighiales; Linaceae.
GGUUAAUUGAUUUCAUUGGUUAGCAAUAUUGAAACCAAACCAAACCACCUAAACCAAAUAAGCUAAAUUGUUUAACCAAAUCAAACCAAUUAACCGAAUGCUACUGAUUAAUAUGAUUACUGCGAUAACCAAUCCAUUUCAACACUCCUGCCCACAGGCCACAGCCAGCCGUCAAAACAGUUUGGUUCCUUUUGAAAUUCAGCAUAAACCCUAGCAUGCCGGCGCGUCCCACCGGUCCCCUUUUUCUUUUGUCGGCGAUGGUUUCUGACACAAUCUCCGUUGCGGACCCACCGCUUUCCCUUCUCCCUUACCCAAUUACUACGACGACUACUCCUACAACUCAACAAUUCCUUCUCCCGGCAGCCGCCGCCUCCGCCCCUCCGGCUACCCACCACCACCACCAGCAGAUCCUAUCUCCCGCCAAGAAGUCCCGCUCCCGCGACCGCCACAAGAAGGUUAACGGCCGGGGCACCCGGGUCCGGCUCCCCGCCGUCUGCGCCGCCCGAAUCUUCCAAUUGACCCGGGAGCUCGGCCACCGAACAGAUGGCCAGACCGUCGAGUGGCUCCUUAAUCACGUCCCUCAUUCCCACUUCCCCACUCCUUCCUCCGCCUCUCAUCAAAGCUCCGGCGGCGGAGGGGAUGCGGACGGGUCGUCGUCUUCUGCUGCUGGGGAGAAGAUAAGACCCAGGAAAAAGCGAGGUGUUCCUUGUUUGAAUGAUCCAGCGAGUUGUGAUGCUGAUUUCGGCUCUGCUGCUUCCCCUUCCCCUCUGCCAAAUUGCCUGCCGUUGUCGACAGUUGUGCCAGAAUCCAGCUCCAGGAUUAUGCCCCCGGUUGCCUCUGCAGCUGCCGUAGUUCCUCUGCCGCAGCCGCCGAUGAAGAAGGAAGGGCCCCGGCCGUGUGAGUUUGAGCUGUUUCCGGCGAAUUUAUCCUUUACUUCGUUGCUAAUGCAGUGGGAAAAGGACUAGCUAGCUAGCUAGCGUGUCAUUAGUGUACAUGUUGCCCCUGUUUUGCCUAGCACCUGUUCGAUGUUUUGUCAGUCAGAACUCAGAACCGAAGGCUUUGUAACCUAGUCAUUCUUGUUGCUGUGCGAAUCCGACGAAUGAACCGAUUAAGAUAUGCAAGAUAUUCUUACUUCUUGUUGUCCACCAUGGUGGGCAACCAUGAGCUGUAAUUUCUCUGUAACCUGACCAAGCUCCGAUCUUUUUCAUUGGGGAAUGUAUAAGUGACCCGUUUUUGGUAAUGCUGAGCAAGGAAUCCAGGAUCCCUCAUCCGAAAUCAAGCCGCAAAAUCUUG